This is a messenger RNA of Cordyceps fumosorosea ARSEF 2679, 945 nucleotides long. RefSeq names its product ADP, ATP carrier protein. The transcript has 4 exons. Gene Ontology annotation, biological process: mitochondrial ADP transmembrane transport; mitochondrial ATP transmembrane transport. Gene Ontology annotation, molecular function: ATP:ADP antiporter activity. The record is from RefSeq and is a predicted model, not a curated record. Gene Ontology annotation, cellular component: mitochondrial inner membrane. The coding region runs from base 1 to 945 and encodes 314 amino acids. NCBI's taxonomy places the organism in Eukaryota, Fungi, Ascomycota, Sordariomycetes, Hypocreales, Cordycipitaceae.
AUGUCUCAAGAGAAGCCUAAGGUCCUGGGCAUGCCCCCCUUCGUUGCCGACUUCCUGAUGGGUGGUGUCUCCGCCGCCGUCUCGAAGACUGCUGCUGCCCCCAUCGAGCGUGUCAAGCUCCUCAUCCAGAACCAGGAUGAGAUGAUCAAGUCUGGCCGUCUCGACCGCCGCUACAACGGUAUCGUUGAGUGCUUCCGUCGUACCGCUGCUGAUGAGGGUAUUCUCUCUCUGUGGCGUGGUAACACUGCCAACGUCAUCCGUUACUUCCCUACCCAGGCCCUGAACUUCGCUUUCCGUGAUAAGUUCAAGAAGAUGUUCGGCUUCAAGAAGGACCGUGAUGGCUACGCCUGGUGGAUGGCCGGUAACCUUGCCUCCGGUGGUGCUGCUGGUGCCACCUCUAUGCUUUUCGUCUACUCCCUUGACUACGCCCGUACCCGUCUGGCCAACGAUGCCAAGAACGCCUCCAAGGGUGGUGAGCGCCAGUUCAACGGUCUCAUUGACGUCUACCGCAAGACCCUCGCCUCCGACGGUAUUGCCGGUCUCUACCGUGGUUUCAUGCCCUCUGUCGCCGGUAUUGUUGUCUACCGUGGUCUCUACUUCGGCAUGUACGACUCCCUCAAGCCCGUCCUUCUCACCGGUACCCUCGAGGACAACUUCCUCGCCUCCUUCCUCCUCGGUUGGGGUGUCACCACCGGUGCCGGUAUCGCUGCCUACCCUCUUGACACCAUCCGUCGUCGCAUGAUGAUGACCUCUGGUGAGGCCGUCAAGUACAAGAACUCCUUCGAUGCUGCCCGCCAGAUCAUUGCUGCCAACGGUGUCAAGUCGCUCUUCAACGGUGCUGGUGCCAACAUUCUCCGUGGUGUUGCCGGUGCCGGUGUCCUGUCCAUCUACGACAAGCUCCAGGUCCUCAUGUUCGGCAAGGCCUUCAAGGGCGGCUCUGGCUAA